AGAGGCGCGGCGCGCCCCCGUGCGCGCCCCCGCGGUCCCCGCCAGUCCCCCUGCUGGUCCCCUGGCCCCGGCCUGCCCGCCGCGCUCACCCGCCGGCCUGAGCAUGGGCGCGCGAGUCCCCGGCGGCCCCCCGGCCCGGCCCGGCCUGCUGCUGCUGCUGCUGCUGCUGCUCGGGCCGCUGUGCCCGGGCGCGCGAGGGGCGCGGGGCCGCGGCGGGGCCGAGAAGAACAGCUACCGCCGCUCGGCCAACACCUUCUCGCAGAGCGUCAGCAGCCUGUUCGGCGAGGACAACGUGCGCGUGGUUCAGAAGUUCCUGACCAGGCUGACAGAGAGAUUCGUGCUGGGCGUGGAUAUGUUCGUGGAGUCCAUCUGGAAAAUUUGGACAGAGGUCUUAGAUGUUCUUGGACUUGACGUGUCCAACCUGUCGCAGUACUUCAACCCAACCUCGGUGGCCAACAGCCCCGCCCGUGCCCUCCUGCUGGUCGGCGUGGUCCUCCUGGCCUACUGGUUCCUGUCAAUGACCCUGGGCUUCAUCUUCAACGUCCUGCACUCGGUGUUCGGCCGCUUCUUCUGGGUGGCGCGAGUCAUCCUCUUCUCCAUGUCCUGCAUCUACAUCCUGCACAAGUACGAGGGGGAGCCUGAGAACGCCAUCCUGCCGCUGUGCUUCGUGGUGGCCGUCUACUUCAUGACGGGGCCCAUGGGCUUCUACUGGCGCAGCGGGCCCAGCGGGCCCAGCGUGGAGGAGAAGCUGGAGCACCUGGAGAACCAGGUCAGACUCCUCAACAUCCGCCUCAAUCGGGUGCUGGAGACCCUCGACCGCUCCAACGGCAAGUGACAACCAGCCAGCCGGCCGGCCCCCCUCAUUUCAGCGCCCAACUUCCGGAAACAGAAACGGAGAAGGAAGAAAAGGACUCCCAACCCCAAACAGUCUUAAUAAAAACCUCCCUGAGCAAGACUGAGGCGCUGCGUGAGAGUGUUCCCCGGCCAGGUGUCACCUUUUUGGACACCAAGGACGAGGAGGAACAGGAGGUGGUGGAUAUACGACACCACCCCCCUCAGUGUCACUAGUGGGAAAGAAAAAUAAUAAUAGUAUUUUUUAAACAGAGGAUAUAACCCUAUAGCUAUACAGUAAGAGAAGUUUUACCUGUGCAUAGAGUAUAAAGUUCUUUUUUCCUCCCCCCUUCCCCCCAAGCACUGAAAUACAUCUUUUGCAAGUUUUUCAAAUAAAGGCAGACCUAGUUAAGUUU
Erinaceus europaeus (western European hedgehog) is the source of this 1247-nucleotide messenger RNA. It is a transcript of the gene BRI3BP, whose product is annotated as BRI3 binding protein. Lineage: Eukaryota; Metazoa; Chordata; Mammalia; Eulipotyphla; Erinaceidae. The coding region runs from base 104 to 835 and encodes 243 amino acids. The record is from RefSeq and is a predicted model, not a curated record. Gene Ontology annotation, cellular component: mitochondrion. The transcript has 3 exons.